Trichoplax adhaerens is the source of this 1464-nucleotide messenger RNA. RefSeq lists its product as uncharacterized. Gene Ontology annotation, cellular component: endoplasmic reticulum membrane. Gene Ontology annotation, biological process: protein N-linked glycosylation. NCBI's taxonomy places the organism in Eukaryota, Metazoa, Placozoa, Uniplacotomia, Trichoplacea, Trichoplacidae. Bases 1 to 1464 code for a protein of 487 amino acids. Gene Ontology annotation, molecular function: alpha-1,6-mannosyltransferase activity. The transcript has 9 exons. The record is from RefSeq and is a predicted model, not a curated record.
AUGCCAUGGGAAAAGUAUUUAGUGGUAGCAGUGGCAUUUCUGCAUUUGCUUGUAUGUCCAUAUACCAAAGUCGAAGAAAGCUUCAAUUUACAAGCCAUUCAUGAUAUCAUUUAUCAUAAGGGCAAUAUACAAAAGUAUGAUCACCAUGAAUUUCCAGGAGUCGUACCUCGAACAUUUACUGGUCCUUUAGUAAUCUCGUUAACUGCAUGGCCUACUGCAUGCUUGUGUUACAUCUAUCAAGCUGUACAAGUAAUGUUGGUGAUGAUUGGAUAUUUGCUAGUUAGGUGCUGCCUUAUGGCAUGGGGAUUAAAAGGGUUGUUAACGCUAUCUGAUGCUGUUCGAGACACUUUUGGUACAACCAUUGCUCGAUAUAUGCUAUUGUUAACAGCUUCCCAAUUUCAUUUUUUAUUCUACAUCUCGAGGACGUUGCCAAAUACUUUUGCCUUAGUUGUUGUGAUGUUUGCAGUUACAAGUUGGAUGAGAGGACACCAUAGCAAAUUUAUAUGGUUAUCGGCGUUUGCGAUACUGGUGUUCCGAUUCGAGCUAUGUCUCCUAUUGGGAAUAUUAUUACUCUUAGAGUUGAUGAGCUUUAGAUUAUCUAUACUGAAAUUGCUUUACCAUGGUACUCUUGCCACCAUCUUUUGUUUAGCAAUUACAAUUGCCAUAGACUCGUACUGCUGGGGAAGAUAUUUAUGGCCAGAAGGUGAAGUGCUUUGGUACAAUACCAUCAUGAAUAAGAGCUCAAACUGGGGCACCUCACCGUUUCUAUGGUAUUUUUAUUCAGCUCUACCAAGAGCGCUAUUACUUGCCUAUUUACUUUCUCCUGUAGGUGCUAUUACUGAUAAACAGAUUAGGACCAUCUUCUUUUCUGGUAUUAUUUUCGUUUUAAUAUACUCGAUACUACCCCAUAAAGAAUUGCGAUUUAUUAUAUAUGCUUUUCCACUCCUUAAUAUUUCUGCGGCUAGAGGUCUCAUUUUUAUUCAAAGGAAAUUUAAUAGAAUUUCGCCUAAUUUGGGAGCUAUCAGCAUUGUUGGUGUACUAUUAUUAAAUUCGAUAUUUUCUACGAUAAUGUUAUGCGUUUCAUAUCACAAUUAUUCUGGAGGAAAUGCGCUGCAAGAAUUACAUAGUCUAGUCAAAGAGAGACAAGGAGUUUCAGUGCAUAUCUGUAAUCUCGCUGCACAAACGGGUGUUUCAAGAUUUGGUGAGCUCGAGCCUUCUUGGAACUAUUCUAAAGUUGAAAAUAUGAAGAAAGCCGAUCCGUGGAUUUUAAAGUAUUCCCAUUUAAUAAUUGAAGCUGCUGACUGGGAUAGUUACCAGAUUACUCAUCGUCAACUUUCUGUCGUCAAUGGUUACUCCGGUAUAAGAAUUAAUUGGAAAUUGUUACCAUAUCCUCUAGUUAUUUCAACUGAACCGCAAUUAAUGAUUUUAGAAAAAGUAAAAAUUAGGGAGAGUACGGUGUCUUGA